This is a messenger RNA of Racocetra persica, 488 nucleotides long. NCBI's taxonomy places the organism in Eukaryota, Fungi, Glomeromycota, Glomeromycetes, Diversisporales, Gigasporaceae. The record is from the annotation of a GenBank genome assembly.
AAUCUAAUUCAAAAGAAUGGGUUUACCCUUCUAUAGAAUCUAAAAUUUUCCAACCAAAACAAAAAUUAGCAGCAACCUUUUCAAAACCAACACCUAUAACUGAGCUAAGGGAUUUAGCCACAUCAACUGAAAAAAGUUUUGCAUCACUUAACAAUGUUAGUAGUAAUGUUGCUCGAGCUACAUACUACUUUUACCAAUAUUUAAAAAAAAAUUUACAUACAGUAGCAGAGAAUGAUGGUAUUCAAGAGCUAUCAAAGGAGAAAGCACUUGAAAAAAUUAUAAACUCUACUACUGAUGUACACACAUUAGCUCGAAUAAUCACUUUCUAUGAAAUUCAAUCACAAUUCAAAAUUUCUCUUAAACAAACUCGAAUUGACUAUGACAAAUUCUACUAUCCAGAAGCUGAAAAUUUCCUAAUUAAAUAUCUUAACAUUUCUAUCCCUACUCAAUAUAAUGACACUUUUUAUGCAAACUUCAAACUUACCUGA